This is a messenger RNA of Corvus hawaiiensis (hawaiian crow), 4874 nucleotides long. RefSeq names its product TAFA chemokine like family member 3 (gene TAFA3). Lineage: Eukaryota; Metazoa; Chordata; Aves; Passeriformes; Corvidae. Bases 175 to 654 code for a protein of 159 amino acids. The record is from RefSeq and is a predicted model, not a curated record. Gene Ontology annotation, molecular function: receptor ligand activity. The transcript has 6 exons.
GCCCGCGGAGGCGGCGCUGACCCGGCGGAGCGGAGCGGCCCCAACCAUGGGCAGCGUCGGCCCCCGCCCGCCCCGAGGCCACCGGCAGAUGCGCUGAUGUCUGCUCCUUGCAAAGACCUGACCCACCUGAGGUUGGCAGAUGCACAGAUGUGAGCGUGAAUCCCCAGUAAAAGAAUGAGUGAGAGAGAUAUACAGAGCCUGAGCAAAUGGAUUUUCGUGCUCAGUCUCUGCCUUACCACGCUGUGGGGACGACUGACAUUGGCCUCCACGCAUCAUCACAGAAGCCAUUCAGUGCAUGUAGAGCCUGGCACAUGCGAAGUCAUCGCAGCUCACCGGUGCUGCAAUAAGAACAAGAUCGAGGAGCGCUCUCAGACAGUGAAAUGCUCCUGUUUCCCAGGGCAGGUGGCAGGGACAACACGGGCGGCUCCCUCCUGCGUGGAUGCCUCCAUCGUGCUGCAGAAGUGGUGGUGCCAGAUGGAGCCAUGUCUCGAUGGGGAGGAAUGCAAAGUGCUUCCUGACCUCUCAGGAUGGAGCUGCAGCAGUGGCAACAAAGUGAAGACAACCAAGAGUCCAUGUGCAGAGGGUUUUCCUGCUGCUUGUGCUCACCACGGGGUUGCUGAUGAGGUGUUGGUGUGGUCACUCACUCCAGUAUGAACUGUUUCUGCACCUUCAUCUCUUCUGUUAGCACCUGUGCCACUUGAGACCUUGUCUGGAAAGCUGAUGCCUGGAGCAAGGAAUUCAGGAUGAUGCACAGGGAAUGGAGACUCUUAAAGGCAGCAGGGCAAUUCAUUAUUAUUUUAACUGCUCUGCUGGUGUAAAUUCAGCUUUAAUGAAAUAAUAUGAAACCAGUGGUCUGGUGCAAAAUGAGCACAGGGAUGGAGCUUAUGUCAUACUGUAGUGUCCCAGUGGUGAGUUUUUAAAGAGAAGCUGCAUUUCAGGCAGAGCUCUGGAUGUCAGAUGGUUUUCACUGUACCACUUCCAAAUGCAGUACAGCUGCCUCGGAGCCAGGAGCUGGAGAUGUGCCACCAGAUGUUGGGAAUUAAAGGGAACAAGCAAAUCUGUAUCUUAAAAAAGAAGCCACUGUUAUUUGGGAUGGGGCCACGGGACUUGGCAUCGGGUUCCCUCUUCCAUUAAUCAGUAUUUGUGUUGGGUUUAAUUAGUUUUGAUUGCAGUUUACAGAUGUAAAUGUGUCUCCCAUGGCAUCUCCCUCACCUCCUGGGAAUAUGAAAUGAGUGUUUAGUGUAACAGCAAUUGGAGCAAUGCACAGGAAGGAAAACAAACAGAAGAGCUUCAUGUACAUCCACAGAGCUUCUGGUGAUCUCCACCUCAGUCUGUGGUAAUAAACAGAAAAGGGAGAAGAUCCUCAAGAAGAGAAGGGAAAGGAGCAAGGAACCCCAUCUUGAUGCUCCUGGAAAGCAGUGUCUGAUGCUCUGAGGAAAGGUCCAAGGACCAUCUCUGUGCCAAUGUGAAGUCUGCAGGAGUUAUCCAUCAAGUUGUGCUCUGCGGGAGGAAUCACAGCUGUGCAGGAGGAACGUGUGCCAUGAACAGCCCAGCAGUGACACGGAGGACACCUUGCAUCAAGCUGUGAGGUCUCUCGUGUCUGUCAGAUGAAGAAAGAAUUCCUCACCAGGAGGUUAAUGUGCUUGAUUCACCACCCCCCCCCCAGGAAUAUCAUCUUUCUUAUUAGUGUUUGCCGUUUUAUAGUUUAAUUAAGGUCACCCAGUGGGCCUGUAAAUGACAUCUAAAUUAAUAGCCUGCAAUAUCUGCCAGCCAGAUCAGGCUUACUGUGGAGUCGGUACCCCAGGAGGAGAGUGAGAACGGAGACGUGAGGCACACCUGGAGUUCUUCAUCUGCAAGGAGAAGAGGUCGGUGCUGAUUCCAGUGUGCUCCUGUGUGUGACAGGAGCAUCACAGCUCUGCCUGUGGGUGCUGCGUGUCCCCAAGGAAGGUGCGAUUUGAUAUUGGCAUCCCAGAUUUACACUUUGACAUUUACUCCCAAACCGUGAGAUAGAGCAGAGGCCACCUCACCAGCCCAUAAAUGGGGAUGUGUGUGAUCUAACAGCCUGCUUGUGACUCAUCAGUGUACUCAGAUCCAUCUCUUGUGAUUUACAACUCAGCUUGGUGACUUAUUUCGAGUCAGUCAAGUUCAGAGACAACCUAUAACUCAGACCCAAUCACGUAUUCAUCAGUGACACAGGACUUGGAUAACUUGGGGAUAACUUCAGAAUUAAUUGUGUUACUUAUGAAGUUGAUGACAUGACUAAUCAAUUGCUACAUGGCAAAUAAAUCAGCGAGACACCUGAGAAAUUAAUCAUCUUUUUUUUGUUGUUAGAAACUUCAUAUGCCUUAUAAAUCAGACAUUGGAACAGCUUGUUUUACAUCAAACCCAUACUUGGAAAAUGGCCUUUUGGGGAGAAUAUAUAUUUAUGGAAUAUCUGUCCUGAACUGGUUAAAGGAGUUAAAGAAAAUGUAAGGGCAGUGGGUUGAACAUUUUAUUUUACAAUCAUUAUCUGUGUGCAAGCAAUGAACUAAGAACUUGCCACAGUCAUGGCUCAGUGGUUCGGGUCAGUGCAGGGCAUGGUGUCGUGUCCAGAGAGGAGGCAUGAGCCAUCCCCUCUAUCCCCACAAUCCCCGCCAUCCCCAUCCUGGGGAUGAGCUCCCAUCUUACCCCUGGGCUCUCAACCAGAGCUGGGAAGAUGUGCAAGGAGUUGACCUUCAGAUCAGAUCAGGUUGGAUGAGGCUUGGAGCAACCUGGUCUAGUGGAAGAAGGUGUCCCUGCCCGGGGCAGGGGAUGGAACCAGAUGAGUUUUAAGGCGCAUUCCAAUUGCAAACUAUUCUGGGAUUCUGUGAUACUUCCCAAGUUGCACACAAAACAUCCUUUCUCUGGAGCUCAGCAGUGCUGCUGUCAUCCUGUCAGCCCCCUGCUCACCAAGAGUAACAGAUCUGCUCUUAAUGAUAAUAAUCAAUACAUUCAAUGAAGAAUCAGAUUUUAUUUAAUGUGCAAUUUACUUAGAUCCUGACACCUCUAGAUUUAUUAAAGCAAUUCUUGUACAUUGACUUGGUACUGAUUGAUUCCUUGAAAUGCAUUUUAGUGGGGAUUUAAAAUCCCAACAAGAUAGACAUUUUCUAUAUCCUGCAUUUAAACUGCUACAAAUGCAAUGUGUUCUUAUCAGUAGGUGUCCCUUUAGAAUACAGAAUCACCUCACUUUUGUUCUAUACAUAAAAUGCAUGGAAGAGAUUAUUCAGGACAUAUUUAAAGGAUGGGUUUUUUAAUGAAUCUGUGGGCAAAAAAGCAUAAAUUACGCAUGGAAAUGUAAAAUCUAAUCAAAUUAGUUGCGUAAGUAAAGCCAUAUGUGCAGGAGUUCCACUCAUGAAAAAAAAAGCAAAUUAAAUAAAAGCAUUGGAGAUUAUUUGAAUACAUAAAGUAGAUAUUUAAAGUAUUUCCUUAAGAAACUCAGCCUGCACAAAGCACUGUCAUUAAUAGAAUGAGAAAAGUUGCCAGUAAAUAUUUAUAUUAGCAGCUUUAGAUGGAAAACCGAAACUCCAGGCAGAAGAUCUAAGAUUUCCCAUCAGAUGCAGCUCUGAGACUUGCUGGUUUCUUGCUGCUCUCCCCGGUGGAGUGAGAUUUUUGGAUGGCUCUGCCUGGCUUUAUGUGGAGGGAUCCCCUGGAACCCAGGGAGAGAGCUUUUUCAGAAGCAUCUUUUAAAGACCUUUGCUUACAAGAACUUCUCACCCUAACUGGAGGCCUUAAACUCAAUUUCCCUGCGUGAAGAGCUUGGUGAGGGGUCAUCGCCUCCUUUCUCCAAAGCCCUUUGGAACUUCCAGCUGAGAAACAUUAAGAAGCUGCUGCUGCUGCUGCUGCUGCUGCUGACCAAGCCUGGUUCAAGUUCUUCUGGGAUGCUCUGGAAGUGGUGGGAUGCAGAAAGACUUAACUGCCCCAGUCUUCCUGCUGCUCCAAGAGCUGGCACGCAGCCCAUACCUGCACAGCGAUUGGACACAGUCAUGGAACAGGCAGAGAUGGAAGAGGAUGUGCAAUUUUACUAGUCUGAGAAUCACAGAAUCAUAGGAUGGUUUGGCUUGGAAAGGACCUUAAAGAUCUUCAUAGCAGAUGAUGAAAACAGCUUUUAACAUACUGGUAAAGCAGCCAAUAUUGGUGCCAAUAGGCCAAGAAACAUCACUGGCUUUACCCUCUCUUGUCUCCUCUCUUCCUUGCCUCAUCUGCAGCUGGAAUAGAUUAAUGAGAUGCAAACAUUGAUGGCAAACUGCAGCUCCUGAGCUCCCCGGGUGCUGGCAUGGGAUCAUUCGCUGCUGAGUCCCACCUUCUGCUGGCAGCCAAGGCAGGGUGGCCAUCCCCAGUCACAGCGAACACCUUGGCUUUCUGAGGGGUGGAAUAAAGCUCUGAUGAGAACUUAAAAAGCCCCAGUAGCCUGACUCUGCAGUGAUGUGCUGCUCAGUUUCUAUGGGAACAGGCCGAGCUGGUUGAUUGGAAGCAAGAGAAGGAGUGAGUGGGGCUGCAGAUGCAGAGUUUAAUUGGUGUGACUCAGGCUGGGCUUUUAUAUAAUUUUCAGCCAUUCCAAAAGGUGCCUGGGCACUGGAGUUGGAACACAAUGAGGAGGUGUUCACAGGAGAACAAUCUCAUCGCUUGUUGAAACUAUCGUAGUGCCUACUCAAAAAAAAAAAAAGGAAAUGGGUAAUUUAUUUUUGUCCCUUAGUUUCUAAAUCACCUGUAACGUACAAGCAUGGAAUUGUUAAGGUUGGAAAAGUCCUCUAAGAUCAUCGUGUCCAGCAUUAACCCAGCAUUGCCCAGUCCACCACUAAACCAUUUCCCUUGACAUCACAUCCACAUGUUUUUUGAACAAUUUCAGGGAUGGUGAU